Molecule: messenger RNA, 1351 nt
Organism: Hippocampus comes (tiger tail seahorse)
Lineage: Eukaryota; Metazoa; Chordata; Actinopteri; Syngnathiformes; Syngnathidae
Gene: rec114
Product: REC114 meiotic recombination protein
Exons: 6
Coding region: 118-798 (226 amino acids)
Source: RefSeq, a predicted model, not a curated record
AGACACUUCCACACGAAAAUAGUAACAUUCACCUGUUUACCGAGGCACCCUACACUCCCUUGUAUUGACUGUUUGGCACAGAAAAAGUCGAAUAACAACAUUAGUAACUUACUUUAAAUGGCCAGCACUCUGAAUUGGAGGUUGAAACGUUAUGGACGACUUAUUCCAGUCUCGGGUGAAACCGGCAAGAGGGAAUCCUGGAAAAUAUUUGAAGCAACAAAGAAUGAGCCUGAAAUUAUCGCCACGAUCGUGGACUCUGGAUACCUGAUGGUCUUGCAGGGACAGGAAUGCUUGGAGACAAUUCCUCUGAUUAAUGCCAGCGAUGUUUUCAAAGUCCACCAGAAAUCAGACAACCUGCUGCUUCGCAAUACUGUGAAGGGAUCGGGCCGCGUGAUCAGGAUGCAGUUUGACGGCAGGAACAAGACACAGGCCAUCAAAGAGUGCUCAAGUGCUGCAGAAAAACUCCGGGAGUAUCUGCCUGUCAACACUCUCGAUGAUGCGCUGCCACCAAAUAAUCAGCCACCCACUGAUGUCCCUGCACCGAUGACACAGCCGUGUCCGCAGCAGGGUGAGGCCGCUGGAGGCGAACCAGAGGUUGCCCAUGGAUCACUGUCCAUCAAGCGUCUUGCCCAGAACCUCUUGGGAGAGAUGCCUCUGGCAUUACCUGGGCUGUACCGUCACGCAUCUUCAGAACUUAAAGACCUGGACGCCUUCGUGCGCAUAUGUCUGUUGGAUCCCAGCUUCCCCGCUUUGGUGGAGCAGGUGGAAGGCGAGCUGAGGAAAAUACUCGAGGAGUGAAUCAUCAUUGACAACUGAAGGCAGAGAGGAGGUCAAGUCAAUGCUGCGCUUUUGUGUUUGUUUGCUGUUUUUCCCACGCCGUUCCCUACGUAGGAGUUCACUCGCUUUGCGCUGCCAAUGUCAACAGCGUCGUGGUUAUACAUUAGCACGUACGGCAUUUCAUAUUGUUGAUUAGAUUAACGCAGCUUUAACAAAACUCAAUUCCGUUUUUGGUUUUUUAUUUUUUUAUUCAGAAAAAAAAUAGUGGUCUGAUUCAUAUGUUUCAUCGUGGCUAUAUACUCUGUUCCUUCUGUUCUCACAUCAAUUCAGGUCCGUUUCCCACCGCAACACACAUCAUCAUACAUUGUAUUGAAAGGAGGAGUCAUGCAGCUACAGCAGUUAAUGUCGCUAUGCCAGCAUCCAAGGGAUCCCACGAUAUUAAAGCUUGACUGUUUGAAACAAACUGCCCUCCAUUUAAUCUAUUCAAGAAUACAUUUUGCAUAGGAUUAUAGCCAUGCUAUAUAGUCAAAUAAAAUUAGAAAAUAAAAAUAAAUUCAGAAAUGUUUAAAAAAAA